AUGGCGAGCAACAUGAUAGCUUUGAUCUUGAUCUUGCUGGUGGUGGUAGGGGCAGCACCGUUUGCGAUUGCGCGGCCAGCGGCUCUGGAAGGCGAUCGCGCUCUAGAGAUCAAGAACAUGUUCGAGGGUUGGGCUGCCAAGCACGGCAAGAGUUACAGCAGCGACUGGGAGAAGGCUCGCAGGCUGAUGAUCUUCUCCGACACUUUGGCGUACAUCGAGAAGCACAACGCGCUGCCCAACACCACCUUCACGCUCGGCCUCAACAAGUUCUCGGAUCUCACAAAUGCCGAGUUCCGAGCCAAUUACGUCGGCAAAUUCAAGCCCCCGCGCUACCAGGAUCGCCGCCCGGCCAAGGACGUGGACGUGGACGUGUCGAGCCUCCCGACGAGCUUGGAUUGGAGGCAGGAGGGAGCUGUGACACCGAUUAAAGAUCAGGGCCAGUGCGGGAGCUGCUGGGCUUUCUCGGCGAUUGCAUCGAUCGAGAGUGCACACUUUCUGGCGACGAAGGAGCUCGUUUCUCUGUCCGAGCAGCAAUUGAUAGACUGUGACACGGUAGACCAAGGAUGCCAGGGUGGGUUUCCGGAGGAUGCGUUUAAGUUCGUGGUGGAAAACGGUGGUGUCACCACGGAGGAGGCCUAUCCAUAUACGGGAUUUGCAGGCAGUUGCAACGCGAACAAGAAUAAGGUGGUGGAGAUCACUGGUUAUAAAGACGUCACAAAGGACAGUGCUGACGCCCUGAUGAAAGCAGUCUCCAAAACUCCCGUGACCGUUGGCAUCUGCGGCAGCGACCAAAACUUCCAGAAUUACAGAAGUGGAAUUCUUUCUGGUCACUGCAGCAAUUCGCGGGAUCAUGCGGUCUUGGUCAUUGGAUAUGGAACCGAAGGUGGGAUGCCCUACUGGAUCAUCAAAAACUCGUGGGGAACUUCCUGGGGGGAGGAUGGAUUCAUGAGAAUCAAGAAAGAGGAUGGAGAAGGGAUGUGUGGGAUGAACGGACAGUCAUCAUACCCCACUACUUCGUAAAAUAACCACUUUAUAAUCCAAACUUUAUAUUAAUAUAUCAAUUAUACACUGCCAUC
Messenger RNA from Selaginella moellendorffii, 1076 nucleotides. RefSeq names its product ervatamin-B. Gene Ontology annotation, cellular component: lysosome. Bases 1 to 1020 code for a protein of 339 amino acids. The record is from RefSeq and is a predicted model, not a curated record. Lineage: Eukaryota; Viridiplantae; Streptophyta; Lycopodiopsida; Selaginellales; Selaginellaceae. Gene Ontology annotation, molecular function: cysteine-type endopeptidase activity. The transcript is spliced from 4 exons.